AUGUCUUCUAAUAGUGUGCCACAGAAGAACGGUGAAAUCCAAGAAGAUGGGCUUUCGAGAAUACAACAACAUAUGGAAUUUAUGUUUGGUGAGCUGAUGACUAGGAUUGAAAAAUUAGAGACGAGGUCUGAUGGAGGGCGUAGUAAAAGGGGUAGAGAAGUUAGGAAGAAGGAGAGUGUUGCUGGAAACUCUGCAGAUGAAGUCGAGGAUGAUCUUAACCGUGGUGGUGGGUUCCGUACACAUAGGGGAGAGAGAGGGGAUUUUGAUGAUUUGGGAGAUAUAGGCCGAAAUUUGGGUAGUAUUAAGUUAAAAAUCCCAGCCUUUAAGGGAAAAACUGAUCCAGAAGCUUAUUUAGAUUGGGAAAAAAAGAUGGAGAUGAUUUUUGACAUCCAUAGGUACUCUGAAGAAAAGAAGGUUAAGUUAGCUGUAGUGGAGUUUACUGACUAUGCCAUGGUUUGGUGGGAGAGAUUGGUGGUAGAAAGAAGAAGGAAUAGAGAAAGACCAGUUAGCACAUGGGAGGAGUUGAAGACAAUAAUGAAAAAGAGGUAUGUUCCUAAACAUUAUUAUCGAGAGUUGUUUAAUCGUUUACAAAUGAUUACACAGGGUAAUAAGAAUGUGGAGGAGUAUCAGAAAGAAUUAGAGGUGGCUAUGAUUAAAGCUAAUGUUAAUGAAGAUGAGGAAGUUACGAUGUCUAGGUUUUUGAAUGGCUUGAAUAGAGACAUAGCUAAUGUUGUGGAGUUGCAAUCAUAUGUUGAUUUGGAGGAGUUAGUACACUUAGCCAUUAAGGUUGAUGGACAGUUGAAAAUGAAGGGUAAUACACGAUUUGAAGCUUAUACGGGGUCUUCUUCGGGUUGGAAGAUGAAUUAUUGGAGAGAGGGUAGUGCGUCAUCAAAGCCUUUGGUGACUUCUAAAGUUGCCGAACCUAACUCCAUGAAGAAGCAGGUUUCAACCAAUGAUAAAAAAUUUAAGGGAGAAGUUCAAUCGAAGCGUAAUUGUGAUAUAAAGUGUUUCAAGUGUCAAGGAUUGGGACACUAUGCAUCAGAAUGUGCAAAUCGUCGAGUUAUGAUUCUAAGGGAUGAUGGAGAGAUUGUGUCCACUAGUGAGGAGUCUGAUUGUGAUGACAUGCCCCCACUUGAGGAUGCUAGUGAUUCAGAGUAUGCUGUUGGUGAUAAAGUUUUGGUGAUUAGAAGAAAAGCCAAGCACAAUGGGUUUAAGAACAAGUAUUCAUUAGAAAAGGAUGGAAAGAUUUAUACACUUGCCCCACUCUCACCUAAGCAAGUGUAUGAAGAUCAAAUUCAAUUGAAGAAGGGUUAUGAGGAAGAGCAACAUGUUUCGGUCAAAGUGGAGGAACAAAAAGAUUUGGCUAAAAUGGGAAAACAAGCUGAACAACAUGGUGAGGAUGUGAGGAAGAGAGAAAAGAAAGAAUUUGAGGAUGUCUUUCCGGAUGACAUUCCUAGUUGUUUGCCGCCAAUUAGAGGUAUUAAGCAUCAAAUUGACUUUGUUCCAGGAGCAUCUAUACCAAAUAGGCCGACUUAUAGGAGCAAUCCUGAAGAGACUAAGGAGCUUCAAAGGCAAGUGGGGGAGUUGAUGUCAAAAGGAUACAUUCGAGAGAGCAUGAGUCCUUGUGCAGUUCCCGUGCUUCUUGUUCCAAAAAAGGUCAAAACAUGGCGAAUGUGUGUGGAUUGUCGAGCUAUCAAUAACAUCACUAUUUUAGCGUAA
This is a messenger RNA of Populus trichocarpa (black cottonwood), 1719 nucleotides long. RefSeq lists its product as uncharacterized. The transcript is spliced from 5 exons. The coding region runs from base 1 to 1719 and encodes 572 amino acids. Gene Ontology annotation, molecular function: zinc ion binding; nucleic acid binding. Lineage: Eukaryota; Viridiplantae; Streptophyta; Magnoliopsida; Malpighiales; Salicaceae. The record is from RefSeq and is a predicted model, not a curated record.